Hepatospora eriocheir is the source of this 219-nucleotide messenger RNA. The record is from the annotation of a GenBank genome assembly. Lineage: Eukaryota; Fungi; Microsporidia; Hepatosporidae.
AUGGAAGAGAAUAAACUAGAUAAAUGUUUAAAGAAUCUACAAAAAUACCUAGCAAAUACAGAAUAUGAACAGAGACUUAAAGAAUUUAUUGAAUUAAAAAUGAAUGAUCCUAAUUCUAAUGAUGAUAAUGUUUUAGAGUCAGCUUUAAAUUAUUUUGAUGAGAUUGUUCCUAAUCAAAUAAAAACUCAAUUAUACAACGAUAUUAAUAGAGAAUUCUAA